Molecule: messenger RNA, 10970 nt
Organism: Mytilus californianus (California mussel)
Lineage: Eukaryota; Metazoa; Mollusca; Bivalvia; Mytilida; Mytilidae
Exons: 54
Coding region: 92-10351 (3419 amino acids)
Molecular function (GO): protein binding
Source: RefSeq, a predicted model, not a curated record
AAGCGGAUUGUUAAAUACUUUUUUUAAUCGAUUUUUGAAUUGGGACUUAAAUCUGUCCUUAAUUUCUUUAGUAUGCGUUUAAGCUAAGAACAUGGAUGUGAAACUAAUUUAUUUUAGUUGUAUUUUUUUUGUAAUUUUAGUGGAUUUUACUUUUGCUAAUGAUUUCUGGCUAAGCGAAGGAGGAAAUCACGUAAAAAAGACUACUUGGUAUUCAAAAGUAAAGUACAAAUUGAGCAAAAUAAACCUGGAGUGUGGUUUAUGGGCUUUGGGUAAAUGUACCAGAUAUAGGAGUCAGUUUAAUUCUAAACUAGGGUGUGAUGAUGGAUGGACCUACAAAUCUUACUCUGAUAAAGAAUGUAACUAUGCAAUAUGUGAUGGAAAAACCAAUUUCAAUGGAGCUUGUAAUAUCUAUUAUCCUGAUGACCAACAAAUAAUUAGAAGUCAUAGCUCACCACUGAAGUCCAGUGGAGGAAGCUGUACCGGUCCAAACAACUGUAUUGACUGUAAUGAUGGGUUUUACUCUGAUGGCUCUAAUUGUAGAAUUUGCUCUAAGAUCAGUAACUGUAAUCACAGACGAUGUACAACUGCCACAAACCAUAAAUGCAUGUAUUGUGAAGGAGAUGUGGCAUCCAGACCAUAUUGGAGAGCAUAUACUCCAGAAACUGAUGAUGCCAAUUCUUGUCAAAAGACCUGUAACUGGAGAGCUGAAAGUACCCGUUGUUAUCCAGGAACUUGUGCUGAUGAGUUGGCAGCUAAUUGUAAAUGUUCAGGGAACUUUACCGGUAAUCACUGUGAAAAAAUAAUGAAUGAUCCUACCAUUGCAUUUAACCAUGCAGCUUUUUAUGAUAGCAGCAGGCUACACAAGUUGGAAAAUAACCCUAACUAUGUGGAGAAUGAUAUACCUGUUUAUUGGACAAACUUUGUGGGGUUUAGUAUUAUUGAGACUGGUAUGGCUGCCAAGUUUUUACAACCACCAGACACUAGGGAUGCAGAUCAUUAUGUGACUGCUUUUAGAAUUGGACUGAUUGUGCAGAGGAUAACAUUGUCAUUUUAUAAGAAUGGAACCUAUGAGUCAUCACAGGUGAAGUACUGUAGUGGAAUGGACAGGGACCUACCUGUGGAUUCUAAGGAUUGCUCAAACAAGUUUAGCUUAAGUCGCUUUCCAACUACACUACACGAUGAUAAAAUAAUGUUUGCAGUAUCUGCAGAAAAUGGUGGUUAUGUAGAUGUACAUAACAGAGAGACAGAUGGAAUUAACAGAUACUAUUAUGAAGGAAAGACUUUGGUCCGUGAGUUUGAGUUCCACUGGGAUCUUGUCAACCCCUACCAUUGUUCUGUUACACAAGGGUUAGGAUGUGAAGCUUUUGCUUCUGUCACAAAUGAUAUAACAGAUAAUCCAAACAUAACUUUGACCUUCGGAGGCUGGGAAGAUGAUUUGGCUGGAUUAUCAUAUUAUGGCUAUGAAGUUUUUGAGCUUGGUCAUAAUGGAGAGGAGCUAAUUGAUGGUAUGAGUGCAGUAUUUGGUCAAUCCAAGAUACAUGUAGAUAACCGCACAAACACAUUUACUGUUUCUAGACCUGGCGCUUACUCCCUACAUUUUUUUGCCUUUGACAAGGCAGGCAACUAUAAAACUGGAAGGACUUUGUUCCUGUUUGAUGACCAAUCUGUUGUUGAUAAGUAUGAACAUCGGCAGACAAUCUGCUCCACAGCUUCACAGAAUACAUCAUAUGAGUGGGUUAUAACUGAUACAGAUACACUACAGAUAAUAUGGACAGACAGGUUUAUAAAUACUCGACAUGAACACAAUCGUUGGCUUAAUGAGGUGCAGAAGUUUUCUCCAAGUGAAGAGGUCUCUAUAUAUGAAGAUUUAUAUGGCAGGAGGACAAAUAAGUUUCUAAAUAAUCACCAUGGUAUUGUUGAUUUUCAAGUUUCAUUUGAAGUCCAUAGCCCUUUAUUGAAUGAUUCCCGACCUUUGACCUCCGUAUCUGACAUUCAUAACCAGUAUGACAUUCUCAAGGUUAACUGGACUGAUGGAGAUAGACUGACAUCAACAGUAAGGGCAUUGGAUGUUCUUGGAGAAUUUAAUGAGGAUACAGUAAUAAUAUACAGAGAUGCCACACCCCCUGUAAUAGAGAACUUGUGGUUGACACGAGGUGACAGAGUCAAUAUAAGUGUCCAUAGAAUAGAAUAUUUUACACAAAUGACAAUUGAAUGGGUGGCAUAUGAUGAUCACAGUGGUUUGGAUUCUAUUUAUUGGAAACUGUAUGACCAGUAUGGUGGGACUGUAGUCUUACAUGGUCAUGAAGAUAUAAUCACUCAAGGAGGGGCUGAUGCAUUGGAGGACUGUGAAAACAUGUAUAAAUCCUAUGCCAGGGGAGCUAACUGUUACUGUACUCCAUUCAUGGGAUGUUACCAUAGGCAUUUCCAAGUGAAACCAGAGAUAAAAGCACAUGGAGGACUGAUCCACAACUUAUACAAGGGUGUUCAUGAUUAUGAUUACCACAUAGAUAUAUCUGUAACAAACAAAGCUAAUAUUACAACACUCCUCACUAAAAAGAUAACAAUUGAUAUUAGUCCCCCACAUUCAGGUGUGGUCCAUGAUGGUAUUGUUGGCAGUCCAGAAGUAGAUUAUCAACAAGGUCUGACCAUCAGAGCUUAUUGGGACCAGUUCUUUGACAGAGAAAGUGGGGUCUUCUUUUAUCAAUACAUUGUUGGGAGUAGCUGUGCAAAUAAAGAGGAUUUUGAUUUGGAUCUAAGCCAUCCUAAUAUUGUAGAAACAUAUGAAACCUUUGCUAGUGAAACAGUUCUUUCAGAGGGAACUUAUUACUUCACAGUAAUAGCCUAUAACAGAGCAUUAGAACCUUCUAACCCAGUCUGUUCUGAUGGUGUUACAAUAGAUACUUCUGUACCAAAGAUUGAACAAGUGGCUGUUGAGAAUGCAAUAAUUAAAGGAGGCUUGAUAAAGAACACAUUACAAACAAAGUAUUAUAUUCUGGGAUCAGACCGCAAUAGAAGACUUAUUUCGAAUCCAACAACAGAAUGUGCAGACAAGGCAACAGAAAUACCAGAUAUAGACCUAUACCCAUUGGAACAGUAUGAGAAUGGUACUGUAGUAGAAGUGAAUGGUAGUGUGUUCUGUCAAAACUCAACUGGAGCACCAAGUAAUAUAGGGAUAACGCUAUCUAAAUCUUCUAUGAUGGAGAUAUCCUGGGAACCAGUUUUAGUACCAGGACAGAUUUAUGAUUAUGAAGUUGGAUUAUCCUCCACAUCUGGAAGUUCUGCUCCAGAUCUGAUGGCAUUUCAGUCAUCAAAACAACAUGCUCACUAUCUUAUCAUGCACAGUAAUAUACCUGACGGCACUAGGUUCUUUAUUGUUAUUAAAACAAUAAGUAAAUCAAAUAAAGAAGGAAUAAAUUCCAUAGGGCCUUGUUUUGUUGACACCACACCACCAGACUUUACAGGGAGUAUUAGUCUAUCAUUAUCUGGAGACUAUUUGUUAGCCACAUGGGCAUCUGAUGCUUUUGUUGACAGUGAAGAAUUCUAUGACUUGGAAUAUGAAUUUUCUGUUGGACAUGAAAAGUACAGUAUUGAUGUCCAAGGUUAUCUCCCCCUUAGAGAGGGAGGUGGCUGUUCAAUUACCAUGCCACCAAUUUGUACAGCAGUGAAAAUCACAGAUUUAGACUGGUACCUUCAUGGACAUCACACAUAUUUCAUUUCUAUCAAAGUAACCAACACAGCUGGGUUGACCACUAUACAGGCAUCCAGUCCAUAUAUCCAUGAUGUUCAAUUACCAGCUGAAGGUUUGGUUCUAGAUAUUGAUUCACAGAAUUUUACAACAGAUAUGCGCUUGAAGGAUAUAGAAGAUAUUGAUUUUAAGGCAGACAAAACAAGUAUAGCAUCAAGAUGGUCUGGAUUUGCACACCCACAUUUAAAUGUGACUUAUAGAGUCAGUAUUGGUUCUUCAAAAGGAGGAAGUGAUAUAAUAUCAUUAAAAGAUGUUGGGAUUGUUACAGCAUAUAAAGAAACAGGUUUAUCUUUAGACCCAUUAAAGAAAUAUUUUGUAACUGUGACUGCAGUGACAUCUGCUGGCAGCAUUAGUGUUUCUUCAGAUGGUGUCACUAUAGUAACAGAGAAUGCUGCAUUGUCAGGAGUGAAGAUAUAUGACGGGAAACCUUGUAACAUGACAGGUUUUACCCUAGGUCAUCAUGAAGUGGACCACAGAUUUCCCUGUCCAGAUGACAUAGAUGUCCAGAUGUCAUUGAACUCUAUCAAGGCCUACUGGACUGUACCAGAGGAUAUACAGUUGUAUACUUUUGACGCAUUGUUUGCUAUAGAGAGACGAUCAUCUCUGGGAGAUAUUUGGCUUCCCUUCCACGGCUUUGACUACGUUUCCACAGUGUUUGACAUAACAGUAGACAAUUUAACACUAUCACCUGGGACCAUGUAUCGUGUUGUUUUGAAACUUUGUGCCAAUACAAUUUGUUUCCAGACAAUAAGUACAGAUGGAGUAAUGGUGAUGUCUAGUCCUCCAGCAACAGGGGCAAUAACUCUACAACAUCUGAAUUUGACUGCUGGUGGUGGAACUGAAAAGCUGCUUGUGACCUUUGACCAAUUUUAUGACCCAGAUAUAGAGAACACUACAGAAAAAUAUGAUGCAGUCCCAACAUAUGAGUAUGCCAUUACUGAUAAUUCUAUACUAGGAAAAAUGUACACACCAUGGACUUCAAUUAAAAGUCAAAGUACAGAAAAUCACAAGGUUUCCUUUGAGGUGCCUUUAACUGGUGAGAUGGAUUUUUCUAGAUGUAAAAGAUUUACGAUUAGAGGUUAUAACAAAGCCAAGCAUUAUUCCAUUGUGUCAACAGAGAUCAAAGAUUGUACAGCUUACAAUCCUAUACUUAUUAACCCAAACAUUGUAAUAGAUGCUGUAGGACAACCUGAUCUAGUAGAUGGAGUUGGAAGGACAAUUUAUCUGACCAAGAAUGACUACUGGCCAGAGGCUGACCAAGAUUACACACCAUACAAGAAUGUUAUUUCUGCUGUCUGGCCAACUCUGCGUCAUAGAUCUUACACUUAUGCUGUUCUGAAUGCUAAAACAAUAGAUGUCACCACCUACUAUCGUCAAAUUAACCAGCUGAGUUUGAAAGACCCAUGUGAUCACCCUGAUGCUAUAAAAUGUGGAGCUACAAAUUCAGAGUUUAUGAAUGUUGAAUUUGCUGAUGGAGAACUGAUUCAUGGUACAAGGUAUACAGUGUGUAUCCAUGCUAAUCCUAGAGUGAUUGAGUAUGAGAUGUGGACAGACAUACUCGCAGAAGUUAAUACAUGUAGUGAUGGUAUCAUUGUGGAUCUCACUCCUCCGGUGGAUGGGAGAGUGUGGAUUGGUAAUAUUCCAACGGUUACACAUCAGACUGUUAUUACAGAUAUGUAUGUGAAUUGGGAUGGUUUUUAUGAUGUUGAAGAGUACAAUAAUGGUCCUCAUUCCACAGGCAUAAAGGAGUAUAUAUUGGGUAUAGGAACAACCUCUGGAGGAAAUGAUGUGUUCCCAUUUGAGAAUGUAGGAACAGUACAGCAUAAAGCCUUACAUGGAUUAAAUCUACAGAACGGUUACAAAUAUUAUGCUACAAUAAAAGCUGUAGAUUUUGCUAACAGAGAAACCACAGUAAUGUCAGAUCCUGUGAUUGUUGAUAUUACUCCACCAGAGAAGUCAAAUGAUCCCAUAACAAUUACAAAUCUACAUAUAACAUCCACCACAGAAAUUGAAGCAUGCUGGAAGAAUGUGUUCGCAGACUUAGAAAGUGGGAUAGAUUAUUUCCUAUGGUCGAUAGGAUCAGAACCAGGCUAUGUAGAUAUGAUGCCAUUUGUUACAGUUUUUGAGGAGUGCGAUACAACAGAUAAAAACAACCGUCUGGAUCUGCUAGACGGCCAUUAUUAUUAUAUCAAUGUCAGGGCUUUUAACAAAGCUGGAUUAUCAUCUUUGGCUACAUCCUGGGCUUUCCAAGUAGACACAACGCCACCCACAGUUGGUCAUGUAUAUGAUGGAGAUAAAACAAUGUUAACAGGAAAUGUAAAGGAUAUAGACUACCAGACAGAGACAAAAGUUAUACAUGUAUACUGGGAAGGAUUCCAUGAUACUCAUUCGAUCAUACAGGAUUAUUACGUAUCAGUUGGAACCUGUCCCCAGUGUGAAGAUAUUCUGACAAAACAAGCUGUAGGAAUAACUAAUGAAUUUACAUUAAAGGAUAUCCAUCUUGGAACAGGAUUACAAUAUUAUACCACUGUUACAGCAUGUAAUACUGCAUCUAUGUGUACUUCUGUUACUUCUGAUGGUGUUAUUAUUGACAACAGUCCACCCAUUGCUGGUCAUGUACAAGAUGGUACAGGGUUCUAUGACACACAGUACCAGUCUAUGAGAACAUAUAUAUCUGCUAAAUGGUAUGGAUUUGAUGACCCUCAAUCUGGUUUACAAAAAUAUGAAUGGAGGGCAGGUACCAGUAUAGGUGGAGAUGACAUUGUAUCCCCAACAGAGCUACACUUGACAGAGGUUCUAGCACUUAAUGAUCUUAAUCUAAAUCUGCCUGUAAAUCAGAAAAUUUAUCUUACUGUCAGAGCUUAUAACAGAGCAGGUUUAUGGACAGAAUCUUCAUCCAAUGGUUUUAUUGUGGACAUCACAGCCCCUGUUGUAUCAACCUCAUUGACCUUUGCAAAGGAUUAUGGGAUUAAUGGUCUAACACAGAUAUACAGAGACUCAAUUAAAGUAGAAUGGGACAUAGAUGAUCCAGAAUCGUUCAUAAUAAGACAGUAUUUAUCUAUCAGUUCACACAUUGGUGGAGAGUUUAACUUGUCUUCAAUACAUGUAAAUGGAAUAGCUAGGUGGUAUGUUAUAACAGGACUAGACCUACAUGAUGGUGUGACAUACUAUGUAACAUUAAUCUCCUGUAAUGGAGCAGAGAUCUGUAUUACCAGUACAUCUCCAGGGAUGUUCGUAGACAGCUCGCCACCAUCCAGAGGAAUGUUUGCUAUAAAUACAGACCAUGCUGUCAAUUCUGACCUAUCUAGACAUUCUGAUGGAUGGAUGACAUGGACAUAUUCAACUCUAUUUUUAGCAUGGCUGGGUUUUAGUGAUGCACAUUCUAGUAUAAACCAUUACAAAGUUACUGUUGGAUCAUCUUAUAUGGCUACUGAUGUUGGCAAGAAACCAGAUGCUAAGUAUUCACAUUCCACUGCUAAUGAGGAUAAUGGAGAUGAAGGCAAAGUUCAACUUUUCAAAGUUCAAACUAAAGGCCUGAUCAACUACGAUAUUCUCUAUGUUACUAUUUGGGCUGUAAAUGGUGUUGGUUUAAGAAGUGAUCUUAUUUACUCUGCCUUCAGAAGAGUGCCAGGAGGAGCACUAGAGUUGAUCAGACGUUGUGACUCAAUGUCAUGUGAAGGUCAUUGUGUUUGUGCUCCGCAGGACCAGAAAUGUCCAACUUCACCUAGUUUAAAAUCUUGUACAGACAUAACUACAAAUAAUUCAAACAGUAUUCUGCUUGUCAUGGAUUCAAAUGGAUACUCUUCCACUGACUUGUCCUUUACUUCAUCAGCAAAUGUUCUAAGAGGACAAUGGAUGAUAUCACAGUCACAAGGACUGGCUCCUCUGUGGUAUGAAUGGAGUGUUGGUUAUACUGGAUUUUCUACUCCAACUGGUAUAUAUAAUCUAGUAGACCAAAAAAAUUGGCAAGAUGGAGGACAGUUUACAGAUGGAGUAUAUAUAACCAAUAGAGGUGUGAAUUUUGUUGAACAUUCAUCAUACAGUUUCUAUGUGAGGGUUUGGUACACAGUGGACUCUUAUGCUGUCUUCAUGUCAGAUGGUAUUACUGUAUUCUCUCAAACUCCACCGGUAACAUCUGUCCGUGGUAAAGUUGUUACAGAAAAGACCCUAGGAAACAAUGCCAAAGAUCAAGAUUAUAUACAGACAGGAAGACCCAUGGUUAUUGAUUGGAGUGGCAAAUUCUUAGAGGCAGAAGAUUUGGUUCAAAAGUACAAAAUUUAUCUGAGUACAUACCCUGGAGGUCAUGACAUAUGGGCUGGAAGUGAUGAAUUAUCAGGAAGUGCCACUGGUUACAACAUAUCUCGAUUAAGUCUGGUACCCAGCGUUUUGUACUUCACAAAUGUUGUAGCAUAUACCUACUCUGGAGUUCAUACAACUGUGACCUCUGAUGGAUUUAUUGUGGAUGUUCACUCUCCUGUCUCUGGUAUAGUGUAUGAUGGGAUAGGAAGAUCUGACCUGGAAUACCAGAACUCAUCAGAUUUUAUAUCAGCUAGAUGGCAUGGGUUUAUUGACACUGAUUCCGGUAUAAAGGAGUAUAGAUGGUGUGUAGGAACAUCAGUUGAUCCUUCUGAAUGCUCUGUCAUAGGCUGGACAAAUGUUGGACUACAUGUAUCAGUAUCAAGGAAUUUAUCAUCUAGUAUUACACAAGGGAAUAAAAUCUACAGCAAGGUAUAUGCCAUUGAUAAUGUUGGUUUAAGAUCAGACACAGCUAUAUCUGAUGGUGUUGUCAUAGAUAUAACUCAACCUGUUUCUGAAAAAUUUCUACAUGCAGAUGUUAAUCUUGUCAGUAAUCCAUCAUUUGAAAACACAAGUGGAAGUGAAGUUAUGUGGGAGGAUGUAAAUUCAACUGAUAUUUGCAUGUUAAGUUAUAUUUACUAUCCAUCGUCAUGGUCACCAGAACCAUUGGCGUGCUUGGCAGUCGUAUCUUCAGAUGUUAAUUUGGCCAAAGAUGGACGUUCAUUCUUGUUUAUUAGAGGAAGUGUUCAUCAGAGAUUAGAAAAUAUAAUUGCUGGAACCCUUUAUAAAGUCUCUUUCUUUUCAAGUCAUUUACCAAUUUGGGACUCAGCAGCAGCUAAUAAACAAGGAUUCAUACAGCUUGGAGACCACAAUGAAAUAUUCUUAAUAUAUACAAAGGCAUAUAGGAGAGAUAACCAUGGAGAUAGCUCUAGAGAAGAAGUAUCCUGGCACAGACACACUUACUAUAUUAAAGCUAAUGAGGAUAAUGUAAAUUUGACUAUUGGAAGUGCUGAUCAGAAAACAGGAAUAUUAAUAGAUGACCUCUCUGUACUGGAAGUGACAUUAGCAAGUAAUGACAUCUCUGGUGGACAUAUCUUAGGCCAUAUUGUUUAUAUACAUGAAUGGGGGUCAAUUCAUGGAUCUUGGAGCUUUGCAGACCCAGAAUCUCCAAUUAUAGAUUACGCUUGGGCUAUUGGUUAUGCAGAAGGAGGUACCCAGAUCCAGCCAUUCAGGAGUGUAGGAGUGAUGAACUUUGGUUACAACAAUAACAUUACACUGGUUCACAAUGUCUACAUUUAUAUCACUGUUAUUGCCACAAAUGCUGCAGGACUGAGGGGUGUGUCAUAUUCAGAUCCAAUACUAGUAGACUUGACACCCCCAGAUAUCAAUUAUAUCAAUGAUGGCUUAAGUAUAGAUGAAGAUUCCUGGAUCUUAAAUGAAGUGUCUGCUAAAUGGGAAGUAGAAGAUUUACAAUCUGGUAUCAAGGAAUGUAAAUGGGCAAUAGGCUAUCUACCUGAAAGGACAGACUUGCAAAUCUACACCACAGUAGCAGGUAACACAGGUACAAGGGAAUUUGACUACAGUGUAUUGGAGGGUUAUACCGUCUAUUCUACACUGAGUUGUGAAAACAAUGCUGGCUUGUCUUCGGUUAGAUCUACUGAUGGAGUGAAAAUCACAGAGAAACGUCCCUCCACUGAUCAUGCUGAGGUAGAGGUUGUUGGUAUAUCGUCUACACAGUACAAUCCUCAGAGUGGAUUCCAGGGAGUUACAGAUAACAUAAGACUGAAAUGGUCUGGGUUUACUGAUAAUGUUGGUAUAGAUGCAUAUGUAGUAGAUGUUGGUGAUGGCAGGUCAGAACUAAUGUUUUUCCCUACAGAACAAGAUUUGAUGUAUACCCACUUCACACAAAUGUCUAUAGCCAGUGAUAUUCAACAAAAACUUUCCAUUCAGGCAGUUAAUAAAGUCUUCCUCAGAAGUGCUAAAGUGACAGAAGACUUAAUGGUGUAUCUGGACACACCACAGGUUGAUGCUGCAAAAACUGUGAGCGUAUUAUGGAAAGAGAAUAAAUUUAUGGCAUCAUGGGAAGGAAUUUUCUUGUCAGACCACCAUUUAUACUAUGAGGUGUCUGCUGGAACACAUGAUAGUGGUGUUAAUAUUCUUCAAUGGCAGUAUACAAACCAUACCAGUGUAACAUUUGGACUGCCAGCAUCUGUUCAGGCAUCAAGUGGAUUAAAGGUCCAUAUUACCAUAGGAGCAGUCUCUACAGGAGGAUUUUAUAACUUUGUUAAAGGGACAGUUAUACUUCCCUAAUUGUUUGACUAUACUCUUUAAAAUAUACACAAUGUCCUCAAUUACAUAAAUUUGUAAGCCAAAAAUAGUUUUGUUGAACUUGUAAUCACUGUAAAUGUACUUUAAUGUAAAACAUUCUUCUUGUUCAAAACCAUUGACACAAUUUUAAACCAAAAUAAAUGAAAUAUAAACACUGAAAAAUGUCAAUUAAAGUAGAUAGGAGCUGACUUUUGUGAUACUGGCUUUGAUUUGCUAUUUCAGUGAAAAAUGUAACCCCAAAGGAAGAAUAACCUUUGGAUUCUUGGAAAUAUGUAGGAAAUAUUUUUUUUUUAGAACAAAUUCAAACCGAAAGAAAAGUACCUUGCUAGAUUUUGUCAAGUAUAUUUUUAAUAGGUAAUUGACUAAGACCAUAAUGACCUUUAUCAAUAAAUGCUCUUCUUAGCUUAUUGUUGAAUAGAUAUUAGAUUAUAAUUAGCUUUCUACUUUUAAGGUGUUAAUGUUGUAUACAAAAAAUGGACAUGUGAACUGUCUUUAUACAAAAAUUAAAUUUACUGAACAAUGUUAUCUGUGAUAUUUUUUUUUAAUUCUUAAAUGUUGUUAAGUAAAAUUUUGUAUCAAUAAAACUUGUUAUUUCAUUGUU